ACCACAAGGGACUGGAACGGUCCGUCUACCGAUGUCACGCACCACUCCGACGCACAUCACUUCAAGGCUGCUCUCGAAUCACUGUUUUGUUAAACUUAGCCCAUUCCUCAUGUAAUACCACAUCUCUGGUGCCUUUGAGGUACAAUAAAUAGAUAUAUUUUUACGGUAUAACCGCGGUAAAAGGUAAUCCACAGUAAGUGACAGCAUGAUCGAACGACUCUCAAGGAACACCGUUGUAUUGUUGAGCACCAAAUGCUCUAAAGGACCACAAUUUUUUAUACUGCCACUGGCAUGACUUCGCGUUUUAUAAUUUUGAGUGCUUGAAUGAGAAAACUGUUCCUCAUCCUCGGACAUUGUAAUAUGUUUUCUUGAUUCUAUUGUAAGCCACCUCCCAUGCUUUGCCCCUCUUGGCCGCGGGUUGCCUAGGCUACGAAAAACAAGGUAGUUUUAUGAUAAAUUGUAUUCUACGACAAGUUUACCAUAACACAAAUGCGGCCACAUGUUCGGCUAAUCGUUACGUAACAAUUAGCCGAAUGUGUGGCAGCGUUUGUAUUGUGGUAUUGUGGUAAACUUGUCGUAGAAUAGAUAUCAACAUUGCACCAAGCUGCUUUACAUUAUCACUGGAAUUUUCAACGCGCAACCUUAACAGUUUUGCCACUUUCAUGUAUGCUGCACUUACAGGAUUCCUGGGCAAGUUCCUAGCAUGGAAUGCGUUUGUUCCUCUCAGCAGAUUGGCUUUCGGCGUCUACCUCAUUCAUGUGCCGUUCAUCCAACUUAUGUUGCACACAUCUCGAGAGAGAGUGUUAUUCUCUCACUUCAUCGUGAUUUCGCUCGUCUUCACCGCAUUGGUGUGGAGCUACCUGCUCAGCUACCUCAUGCUCAUCUUCUGCGAAGCGCCGACUGCUAAGCUGGACAAGCUCGUGUUCGAUGGGUGUCGCCGUAGCGAGCCUAAGCCAGCUGCCGCCUCCCCGACUGAGGUGGUGACGAACGGUAUCUCCUCAGGAAAGCCUGCUGAGAUCCCGUGUGUCACUGAUGCGUACAGCGCGCUGGAAGCGAAGAGAAGCAACGGCAUCGCCGAUCGCGCAGGUUUCUUUCGCGGAAACGGCCACUCCGUCACUUAUCAGCUGUAGACAUUUUACCAUGUACUCCCCAUCAACAUCAACAACAUCUCCCUCACACAAUCACUGCUCUACUGUAAAUAAAACAGCCUGUCUUUUUCUCU
Molecule: messenger RNA, 1222 nt
Organism: Dermacentor silvarum
Lineage: Eukaryota; Metazoa; Arthropoda; Arachnida; Ixodida; Ixodidae
Exons: 2
Coding region: 663-1130 (155 amino acids)
Source: RefSeq, a predicted model, not a curated record